AUGAACAAUCCAAAUCCACGAGUCAAAUCUUGGUGUUUUCACAAUUCAAGAUCAAUUCCAAGUGAAAGACAAGAGAAAACUGAGUUCUGGGGUGGAAAAGUACGAGAGCCAACUCAAAACCUAAGUGGAACCGGUGAAGAAAUUCCGCGGCCGCGACCAUCUCCGAGGCCGCGAGCUCAUCUGGCCAGUUUUGGGAUGUUUUGGGCAGCUCGCGGCCGCGACGGCGACAACAACUUAGAUGAGAGGGGUCGGCGGAGCGAUGGAUUGGCAAAUCCGCUGGGAGUAAGGCGACAUCCUACAAAUCCCUCAAGUCCACCAUCGACAAGAGCCUCCAAAAAGCUCGAGACAAUGAAGACGACCGACGCAAACCCCACCACCGCGGCCCUUCUCAAGAAAUCGUCCAAGAACAAGAAGAUGGACCAUGUAGAGACCUUGCUGAAGGAGUCCAGCCGCGACCUCUCGAUGUUCAAGUUCAAAUCCGACGCGCACAAAAAAUGA
Molecule: messenger RNA, 498 nt
Organism: Striga asiatica
Lineage: Eukaryota; Viridiplantae; Streptophyta; Magnoliopsida; Lamiales; Orobanchaceae
Source: the annotation of a GenBank genome assembly